This is a messenger RNA of Sipha flava (yellow sugarcane aphid), 3944 nucleotides long. It is a transcript of the gene Rint1, whose product is annotated as RAD50-interacting protein 1. Lineage: Eukaryota; Metazoa; Arthropoda; Insecta; Hemiptera; Aphididae. The transcript has 12 exons. Gene Ontology annotation, biological process: regulation of ER to Golgi vesicle-mediated transport; retrograde vesicle-mediated transport, Golgi to endoplasmic reticulum; endoplasmic reticulum to Golgi vesicle-mediated transport. The coding region runs from base 188 to 2389 and encodes 733 amino acids. The record is from RefSeq and is a predicted model, not a curated record. Gene Ontology annotation, cellular component: Dsl1/NZR complex.
CUUGUAUUCAAAACUUUUAUACUGUCUUCGGUCCCUUCGUCGACUUCCCGAGCCCUUCGGAAAAGUUUUCGAAUUUUGGUUUUCCGAUCACCGAUUUUGCACGGUCGCGAUGACUCGAGGCUCCUAGAAAAAAUUUUAUCAAAAACUCCUUGUUUGCAUCCGCUGUGGAACGAGCAAACGGUCCGGGAUGUCCGAACAUUCGACAACGUUGGUGACGAUCAACGAAGAGUUGGGCGACAACUUCGACAACUUGAUCGACAGAUGCACGGAAUACCGACUGGUUCUUCUGAAGCAAAAUCGUGACGUUACCGAGCAAAUCAAGUCCCGAGUGCUCGGAGGGAAUUCGUGUAUGGCCAAACUCCUGAGCCAAGUGCGCGACCAACGACAAGCAGUGGUUUCGCUGAGAACAGAUGUAGAACUAUUAAAAUCGAAGUACGCAAAGUUUAAGCAAGAAACUGAGAAUGUCAGGAGCGUGUUUCAAAAGUUAAUAGAAGAUUUGAAAUUCAAAUGCAACCGAAUGAUAUACUUCUCUUGUCUUCAAUGUGUGUCGUCUGAAAGUAAUAAAAUAAGAACGAAUUUGAUGAGUAGACGUGAUAAUGAAGCUGUUAUGUCGUAUCAAGCUUUAUGUGAAUUAAGUCUUGUUAUGAAUACGAUGCCUUGUAAACAUUUAGUUUCCUUCAUAAACAAAGUGAUAAAUUAUUGGCACUGUAUACUUGAACGAUAUUUUUCAGAGGAUUUUGAAAUUAUAUUAAAACAAAUUAAUUGGCCAUUUACAAUGACUGAACCAAACGAUAAUGCUAAAUUAGAUAACUUAAAACAAAGCUUUCAACGUUUAGCCAGUUUUUUGAUAAAGGUUCAACUUCCUAAAAAUGAUUAUAUUGAUAUAAAUGAACAAUCACAAACAUCAUUGUUGAUGGAACAUUUUACUCAUAUAAGCAUUCCAAUCACCAAGUUAAUAGUACCUUUUAGAAAGAGAUUUUUUUUUCAUUUUACUGGAAAAAAACAAACCAACAGACCAGAUAAACCUGAAUGGUUUUUAUCUAGAAUAUUAAGUUGGAUCAGAGACUAUAGAGAAUUUAUGAUGGAUUGGUUGGGUCCAGUAUAUAAAGAAAAUGACAAAAGACUAGCUGAUUCUCAAGUAGUUAAUCUUUUAUUGGUUUAUUUCGUUGCUUGUGGUUAUUUUUUUUUGUUUCUAUUUUUGAUUCUACAGCAUGAGUUUAUAAUAGGACUGUUGCAGUCUGUUGUAAUUAAACUUGAUACAGAUUUAUCACAUUUUCAACUAGAAGAUGUGGUUUUUUCUCAUAUUGUAGAUGAAACGCUGGCAUUUGAACAUGAGCUAAGAAAAGUUUAUAAUUAUCCCAAUGAUUAUCCAAGUGUUACUGAAGUUUUAACUCAAGCACAUAUAUUUUUUAAAUGGAUUAAUAUGGAGCGAAAAUAUGCUUAUAUAAAAAUGGAUGAUAUUCUACAGAAUAAAGAUCAGUGGAAGGUCUUAGUUGUUGAUAGUCAUUAUUGUAUGACAGCAUGUGCAGAUAGCUUUUUAACAUUGUUAAACACCAUGAGUGAUCGAUACAAUAUACUUCGCCAACCAAGACAUAAGCUUCAAUUUUUAAAAUUGCAAACUGAUCUCUUGGAAGAAUUUAAACAAAAAAUUAUUGGAGAUGAAAAUCAAUCCUAUGAAUAUUUAACAGAAAUUUUAUGUACACUACAUUAUAUUUCAUACAUAUUAUAUAAUUGGGGAACUAAUAUGCACUUUUUGUCUUUAUUGAACUAUAAAUGUGAAUUAGAAAUUGAAGUUAGAACAAGGAGUGAAAGUGAACGGACAGAUGUAUUGGAAACUGCAGAAACAGUAUUUGAUGAUUCCAUUAGAUCAUACAAUUUGAGUAUUGAUAAUUUAUUAAAUAUUCAAUGCGAAGAUAUCAUGACUGAAGUUAAACGAAGUGCAAAACAAUAUAAACGUGAUAAAUGGCAUAUAAUGAGUUCCAUAACUGAUGAAAGCAAGUACAGUAUUACAGAUAGCGGUUGGAUUAUGUAUGAAACAUUUACAAAAAAUUUAAAUACAUUAAAUAAAAGUAUUCCGAUUUCUUUGUUCAAUAAAUGUUGGCCAAUAUUAGCUUCCAAAUUAUCAACGUUUAUUUUUAACGAUAUUUUGUUGGCUAAUAUGUUCAACAAGGGCGGGGCACAACAUCUUCUGUGUGAUGUACGAUAUAAACUUCUUCCUAUAUUUUCAAAAUAUACUGCUAAACCUAGUAUUUAUAUUGAUCGGUUAUUGGAAGCUUGCAGAGUUCUAUGUUUUGAACCUAAUUUUAAACCAGUUACAUUAACUCAGAAUGAAGUUUCAGAAAUAUUACUUCGACGAAUUGAACAUGGAAAUUCAUUUGAAAUUGAGUGAAUUUAUGAUGAUUUGAUAUUUAUUACAUUAUAAACAACUUUAAGAUGUAUUUGCAUAAUAUAAAAAGUAUAUUGUGUGGCAAGGGCGAGGAAGUAAGCUAUUUCAGUCGUGGGUGACGUUUUCCGCGUUUCGCCCAAGACCGAUAGGUAAUGCAGGGACCUGUGCAACAACAGACUGUUAUACGAAAAUGGACGAAAUGUUAUUACCCGUGUAACGCUCAACGCGCUUGUGCACGAACAGUGAAAACAAAUUAUGUUUAAAUGUUUAUGCAUCGUUUAGGCAAUGAGAUUACAGUAUGAUUACAAGAUUUAACCAAAAGUUUACGUUUUGUAAGAACAUUUCAGGUUUUUGGAAAUCGCGGCCCAGCACUCUUUGGGAUUUUCACUUCACCACUCGCUGGACGAAAAAAUAAUGCUUCAACCGCGGUCGAAAACCUAACACUCGGCGCAGGCGUGAUCAAAAAUAUGUGUAUCGUAUGACAUUGACAUUUGAUCGGUUUACUUCAUAGUAUUGAAAAGGAUAUAUUUAACUCGUGGACCAUUCGCAUAUAUUAGUAAGUAUAUCGUACGUACAGUACCGUUAGAGUUCAUAAGAUUUUCUUAAUACUAAUUUUCCACUUUCUUUUUUUCAACUUUUUUUCGGCGCAUUACGAGUAUAUUAUACGGAUUUGAUCGUGCGUAUGGAAAUAUUAUGUUAUAACGCCACACAGUGAGAAUCGUCUAAAAAAAUCCACGGGCGUGGCGGUAAAAUCACCGUGUAACAGGAAAUCGCCUAACGCUUUUAAACUAUACAUGCUGUGGAAUUUUAUGAAUAUUGCACAGUGUAUAUUAUAUUAAUUCAACGAUGUAGGCACCCACGGUUGUGUACGGAUAGCCGAUAAAUGUUUUCGAUACAGUAUGCCAACGAUGUACGUACCAGUAUUACCUUCGUUUACCUAUAAUUGAGCGUAGCAAGUGUAGUGUGCGGUGUGGUAAAACGUGGGCUCCGAAAACCGGUGGCAAAAUGCCGAAAUUACAGGUCGAACUGUUUAAAUAUUACACAUGUAGAUGUGUGGGUCUGACGGUUUUCUUGCCACUACGUGGUAAACUGAUUCGAGUGGUUUUUAAUAAUAUUUUAAUGCGUAUCAAUAAUGUUUGUUUGCUACUCUUGAAAUAUUCUUAUAUCACGGCUCCAUAAUAAUCAUGUAUGACUAUACUCGAUAAUAACACGCAGCUCAUUGUUUUAGAUUUUGAGUGAAACGAGAAAUGUAUUAGUUCAACCAUGAUGUGUGUUUUCUUUUUUGGGUCUGCGUACACGAUUUCGACCAAAAAAUGUGCUCCGAUCAUUAUCAAAUAGAGUAAAAGAUCGGAAAUAGAUAUAAGUUUGCUCUUUCGGGGAUUCAUUUUUCGAAUUUCUCAACAGUUUUCUUAAUAAUUGCGAAAAACUGACAAAAAGUUAUAAAUAUACGGUAAAAUUUACGGUGUACCGAUUUUUAAAAAAUUGAAUUUUUAUUUUUUUCGUAACUCAAAAAAUAAUAACCGUACAGAUAUGAAAUUUUCACUGAAUAACACUAUUU